Cyphomyrmex costatus is the source of this 1230-nucleotide messenger RNA. Its product is annotated as box C/D snoRNA protein 1. Gene Ontology annotation, biological process: box C/D snoRNP assembly; snoRNA localization; maturation of LSU-rRNA from tricistronic rRNA transcript (SSU-rRNA, 5.8S rRNA, LSU-rRNA). NCBI's taxonomy places the organism in Eukaryota, Metazoa, Arthropoda, Insecta, Hymenoptera, Formicidae. The record is from RefSeq and is a predicted model, not a curated record. Gene Ontology annotation, cellular component: nucleus; pre-snoRNP complex. The coding region runs from base 1 to 1002 and encodes 333 amino acids. The transcript has 8 exons.
AUGGCAACCACCAAGGGCAAAUUGGAGGAUUGCGAGGUAUGCGGCGCGGCUAAGGCGCGGUACACCUGCCCGAAAUGUGAGGUUAGAACAUGCUCUCUCACGUGCGUGAAUGUUCAUAAGAAGGAACUGGAGUGCAAUGGGAUCCGGGAUCCAACAAAGUUCGUCCCUUUAGCGUCGUUUAGCGACUUAGAUUUAUUGAGCGAUUAUCGCUUUCUUGAGCAAGUUGGUAGAUUAGUUGAUACAAAGAAGAGAAAUCCAGAGAUAAAAUAUACUCGCCAAGUUGCUCUACCAGUGCACCUACAUAAAUUGAGAUGUGCCGCGUCCUGUAGAAAGGUAUUGCUGUUAUUUAUGCCGCAAGUCUUUAAUCGCCACAAGGAGAAUACUACGUACCUUAAUUGGAAGAACAACGAGUUAUUCUGGCGUCUAGAAUGGAUUUUUCCACAAGCUGAAAACAUAAAGUACACAGUAGAUAGAGCCCUAGACAAUGUGAGAUUAUCAGCAUUGGUGGAACAAGUUUUAGAUCCAAUCUCUGCGAUAGAUGAGAUUGACAUUGAAAAAUUAAAUGCAAAACUGCUUUUAGCUGAUAAAUUACAGUUUUAUAGAGCAGCUGGAUUAAUUAAUAUCAAAGUUCUUCUAAAAGCCGAGAAAAUAAAGAAGGCACAGUCCAGGUUUUAUGAUUUGGAUCUUAUGCUUACGUUGCAAGAAAAUUUGGAGAAUAAGACUAUAGUGGAGUUUCCAACAUUGCAUGUGGUUAUGAAAGAUCACUUAAAUAUGUACGAUAUUAUAGACACUGAUGAAGAAACGAGUGAUGCAGAGUGUACAAGUUACAGAGCGAAGAAAAAAUACAAUAAUAACAGGCCCAAUGAUAACAAGAAAGAUGAAUCAAUAAACUAUUUCUUCAAUGAUUUUUCGGAUUCCGAUGAUGAGAAUAUGAAACGAAAGAGAAAAAAAUCGCUUAAUAUACCAAAUUACGAAGAGUUAAUAAAAAUACGCGUAUACUGAUGAUACAUAUAUCUGCACACCACUCAAAAAUACCACCGCAUUAAAAAGUAAUAAAUAUAUUUUUAGAAUUUAUUUUAUACUAACUCGGGACUCGUCUUUACAGAGGAAUUUCACACAACCUGCAUUUUUCAACAAUGUAUGAUUCAACAAAGAUGUGAUAAAUAUAAUUCAUAAGUACAAGGAAUGAUAAAUACUGUUGAUGAUAUCUCUUUUUUUCUUUUUAGUAAA